GGCGCGCUUGGGCGAUGCGGAGCGCCCCGCGGGGCGGGUGGCGGCGCCGGGGCCGCCGGGGCCCGCCUGAGCCGAGCGGCGCAGGAAGCGGCGGCGGGAGCGGGAGGUGAGCGCCCCAUCCCCGCGGCCGAGCAGGAGGAUGCGGCCCGGCGCCGGGCUCUGAGCGAUGGAGGGGGUCCUGUACAAGUGGACCAACUACCUGGCGGGUUGGCAGCCUCGGUGGUUUGUUUUAGACAAUGGGAUAUUGUCAUACUAUGAUUCACAGGAUGAUGUUUGCAAAGGCAGCAAAGGAAGUAUAAAGAUGUCUGUAUGUGAAAUAAAAGUGCAUGCCACAGACAACACAAGAAUGGAGCUUAUCAUCCCAGGGGAACAACAUUUCUAUGUGAAAGCAGUUAAUGCAGCUGAAAGGCAAAGGUGGCUGGUGGCUCUGGGAAGUGCAAAAGCCUGUUUAGCGGAUACCAGAACAAAAAAAGAAAAAGAAAUAAGUGAGACCAAUGAAUCUCUUAAAACCAAAAUGUCCGAGCUUCGUCUCUACUGUGAUCUUUUAAUGCAGCAAGUUCAUACAAUACAAGAAUUUGUUCACCACGAUGAGACUUGCUCUCCUCCCAGUAUUGAGAACAUGAAUGAAGCCUCUUCCUUGCUUAGUGCCACAUGUAAUACGUUUAUCACAACACUCGAAGAAUGUGUGAAGAUUGCUAAUGCCAAGUUUAAGCCAGAAAUGUUCCAGCUGCCUCACCCUGAUCCCUUAGUUUCUCCUGUGUCACCGUCACCUGUCCAAAUGAUGAAGCGUUCAGUUAGCCACCCUGGUCCUUGCUAUUCAGAAAGGAAUAAUCACUCUGUAAAAGAAUCAAAUUCAUCCCUUCACCGAUUUUCACAGCGACGCAGAAGAACAUACUCAGAUACAGAAUCUUACAGUGAGACUUCCAUUGAAGAUUCUCAGAGAUCUGCUCAGUGUUCUAGAAGUGCUGUCAAUGGAGAUCUGGUAUCAUCAACCAUUCCUGAAGAAAAUAGAUCAGUAUCAAAGGAAAGCUCUGAACUGGAAGAGACUCUUCCAUCCUUUUCUUCUUGAAGAAACUGAAAGUAUUCAAUUUUCUAAAAAUAACGCUAUGCAAAGGCUGCUGUAAUUAUACUGUUGUUAUAGGAUGUAGUCAUUUCCCUUUUUAGAAGGAUUUCUCUGCACUUUAUAGAAUAAUAUAAAAACUAUCUUCGAAGUGUAUUUUAUCUUUAUAGAGUUUAUUUGCAAGAGUAUUUUCCUAAUAUUUCACAGUUUGAAUGUGCAUUUUUUGGAACAAAUGGUGGCUUAACAGGUAAGCAUCCACAUUUGUAAAUGUAGCUCUUUUUAAUAAGCGUGAAAGUUUGAUUGAUACAUUAGUAAACCUGCAGGUUAUAUACUUUAGCAAAAAGAUUUCAUUUUUUUGGAGAAAACACAAAUUGUGCCAUGGGCUUCUUGGUGAUUUGUACCAAGUCAUCCACCAGGCACUAUGAUUAGCCCUCCAAUGGCUUUUUUUUCCUGUGGAAGGGCUGUGGGAAUGGGCAUUAGCAGGUUUACUCUAGCAGCUUAAUGGUAAUGGACAUUGCCUUCUUUAAAAACAAGGAUAUACAUAAUCCGAUCCUUAUUUUUAGCCAAUGAAAGCAGAAAUAUUAAGUGUAUUUUUCUAAACUAAUGUAUAAAAAUAACUUAAUAUGAAGCAUUUGUACCAAACAUUGGAUAUUUAAGAAUUUUUAUUUAUUUAUUCUUUUUGCAUCAAAAAUUUCUACCUACUUUCACUUCUAAGGAUCUACUAAGUGCUUCAGAAUGUGCAUGAAUUGUUUCCGGGGUGUGUAGCACUGCAAGUAGCUAUUGCAGCACUGUUAAGAUUUACUCUACUCACUUAAGUUGUGUUUUUAGCAAGUAUUACAGAAGCAGGAGCUGAAAUAUUAGACCAUUAAGCUGCUGUUGUAAUGAAUAUUUGUAUCUAUACAUAUUUUAUUUAUGACAUAUUUAUACAAAAGGGAGCUUCUGUUUUUGCGACUCUUGUAUAUAAAUUGAGGAUGGUAUAUACCAGGAGAUGAAUUCCGCUCUCAGUUACGUCAGUGUAAAUUUGCAUUAACAGUAAGUGAGAUUGGAGUCUGACUCUCUUAAUAAUUAAUAAGUAAUAGAUAUAACAGUGCCUACUAGCACCUUGGUCCCUAAGGUUGUUAGAGUUAGCAUUGUAAGCUUUUGGAUUUUUGGGGUAUUCAUUUAGGGAUAAACUUGGUCUAUUAGGUCUUAGCUGUAGAGCACUUUAAGCAAGACACUUAAUGAUUUUGAUUUACACAAUUGUUAAACAAAUGUACAGGGUUUUUUUGCACUCAAGCACAUACCAAAAUCUGUCUUUUAUAAUCAAAUCUUCUUUAAUUUGAUUUAACUAGUCUUCCGUUUGUGUAUAUGAGUACCUUGGUGGUUUUAGAGCAGGCUGGAAAGGACAGAUGGGAAUGGAAUGGAACAUUUCCUUAUAAAUUUCUGGAAUGUUGAUUUAUCUAAAUCAAAAUAGGCCCAAACAUUGAGGAAAAACAUACGAGCUAUUGCCUGUAUAUAAGAUGGAAGUUUAUAAACCAUUAUGUCAGGGUCAAAUGGAAUGGAAUAGCUCAUAAAGUACAAUUGUUUGCGGAUACCAGCUCAAAGCUGAUGAUUUUUCAUGCAGCUAGUGUUUGCAUUAUACAUAUCAGCCACACACAUGCUUGUACAUUUUUUUUCUGAAUGUUUGCUUUAAUGUAUUCUGUAUUACACUUAUGACAAUUGUAAAAAUAAGUAUUAAAAAAGAUGUUCAGAGAAGUAAACACAUUGCAGUGAGAGUUGUCUUGAAUCAUAUGCUGUCUUAGUGCUGCUUUUUGAAAUUUUAUUGAGUUUUCUGCUAGCUUAUCCAGUGUUAUGUACAUGUUGCAUUAACAAAUAGCUUUUUCUGGCUUUCAGCUAGUAUAGAGAAAAUAUUUUGGACUCAACAUUGUGCAAAAAAACUUCUGAGACAGAUCAGUGCACGUAGUAGUAAAUAAUAAUUUUAAAUACUGCCAGAGAUAAGAUUGUUUAGACAAAAGAUGUAAUGAUUAUAUUCAGGCACAAAAUUUGCAUAUAAUGACUUCAGCACUAUUUUGAGUUUCUCCAUGUCACUGAAGCUGGAAUGAUGGCUUUGUAUCUAUAUAACGUGUUCCUGCUAAAGUUAAAUCAGCCUUUAUAUAUAAGUGUGUGCUAAACUCUGUAGCAAAAAAACUUGAGAUGUGUUUUGGUGAAAUCGAUGUAGUGAUAUGCCAUCAUGCUUUUUGCAUCUGGAGCCAAGAAGUCAUUUCUCAAAGUGUUACUUUGGUGUCUAAAUCACAGCAAUCCAUAUACAGUCAGACUCAAAAAAAGAUCUGGAUACUCUUACAUUUUAAUUUCCAUGUUUAGGAGAGAGUUUGUCAGGAAUGCCUAAUCGUAUCAUUCUUUCUGGAGGAGAAUGAGAGCUGCACCUGGCUCUGAACUCAAUUGCUUCCGACGAGGUCAAUCUGAAAUAAAUUUAAUUUUUUUAAAUAUUAUUUAUCACUUAGGGAAUAUUAGCAUACUACAUGUAUUUAGGUGAAAAGUGAUAACUUCUAGUUACGGAGUUAUCUCUGGAGUUGCUAACAUCAGACAAUUAGAAAUGGAAUGUGUCUAAAUGGCUUACCAGCUUGUACUAUAAAGAAUUCAUGAUCAGGCACUCAGUGAUUUGGAGGUUUACAGAUACUGAGAUUACAAAGUUUAGGUGCUUUAAACUUCUGAAAAUUAAUGUUUGUGUUUCUUUCCACUUAGUGUAUAGUAAGUAUAUAUAGUGUAUAGGUUGACUUUUUAAUAUUUUUCCCCAGAGAAAGCAACCUUGAGGGGAGAAAUAGUUCAGAGGUUGCUUCUGCAUUAAAGAAGUACGUAUUUUAUUUAGAAAUUGAAAUCACAGCUAUUUGUGUUAAAAUUAUUUUCACAAAACUGUAACCUUGAGUUUUGCUUGUUAUGCCAUUUUCAGUAUAAGUAUUGUCAUGUAGGUGUUCUUCCUGCUGGUGUAGGGUAAUAACUUUUUCAAGGGGUUUAUUACUUAAAUGAAGGAAAUGUCUGUGUCUUAAAACAAAGUGGUUUUUUUUCAGAUUUUCCUCAUUAUCUGGCUUUAAAGGAGUUGAUAUGAAACCUGUCUGUUAUGAGUGUGUCUUUACUGACUGCUUUGAGGGCUGAAGCUAGGAGUUUCAGAUCCAGAUAUAGAGAAGAAUGUGACUGCUUAAAGGGGAUUUAUGUAGAAAUGAGUGCCCAAAUCCACAAUUACUAUCCUGAAAAUCUCUACUGUUUAAUGUGCUUCGGCUUUUUCAAAAAGAAGGGUAAACGGCUGUCUCCAAGACCGUCAGUUAUAGAUGUCAAAGGUAAUACUUUAAAUCCUUCGAGGGACAGGAUUUAAGGGGUCUUCUUCUUCUUUUCCCUGUGUUAAUAUUGUGAUAAAUAUUGCUUUGACUAUUUCUGUAUGUUUCCUUUCUCAGUUCCAUGGGCUGCCAAGGCAUUUUCUACGAAGUCUAUGUUACAGAGAUAGAAGCAGGUCAUAAUUACCUUGCAUGUGUCUAGCUCUUGUUUUUCUUUAUACUGAUUGUCAUUUUAUGACAUGUUAGACUACCUUAUUUUCUGUCAUUCUUUGUCCUUUGUACUGCAGCUACUAUGGCGUGUUUCAGUGUGGGAAUAACACAAUGAUUUAUUUU
Cuculus canorus (common cuckoo) is the source of this 4698-nucleotide messenger RNA. RefSeq names its product pleckstrin homology domain containing A3 (gene PLEKHA3). NCBI's taxonomy places the organism in Eukaryota, Metazoa, Chordata, Aves, Cuculiformes, Cuculidae. The transcript has 8 exons. Bases 167 to 1069 code for a protein of 300 amino acids. Gene Ontology annotation, cellular component: early endosome; recycling endosome; trans-Golgi network. The record is from RefSeq and is a predicted model, not a curated record. Gene Ontology annotation, biological process: retrograde transport, endosome to Golgi; endosome organization; receptor recycling.